Molecule: messenger RNA, 1517 nt
Organism: Solanum verrucosum
Lineage: Eukaryota; Viridiplantae; Streptophyta; Magnoliopsida; Solanales; Solanaceae
Product: alpha/beta hydrolase domain-containing protein WAV2
Exons: 8
Coding region: 111-1067 (318 amino acids)
Biological process (GO): proteolysis
Cellular component (GO): membrane
Molecular function (GO): palmitoyl-(protein) hydrolase activity; serine-type peptidase activity
Source: RefSeq, a predicted model, not a curated record
CAUAUGAGUGUAGACAUGAGUUGACAACAAUUACAGAAGAAUUUAACUCAUUUUCCUACUCGAAGUCCUCCAUUUUCUACAGUCAAUUCGAAAAACUUGAGGGAACAGAAAUGGUGUCGUACGUGAGCUUGUUGCUGUACGGAGUGGGAGGAAUAGUGGUGGCGGGGAUGGCAAUACUGGUCGCCUUUCAGGAAAAACUUGUAUAUGUUCCGGUCUUACCUGGACUCACUAAGGCAUAUCCAAUUACUCCCGCUCGACUUCGACUCCUUUACGAAGAUGUUUGGCUCAGAUCUUCAGACGGUGUUCGUCUUCAUGCUUGGUUCAUCAAACUCUUCCCUGACUGCAAAGGCCCAACUAUCAUCUUUUUUCAAGAGAAUGCAGGAAAUAUUGCACACCGUCUUGAAAUGGUUCGCAUAAUGUUACAACGUUUGCAAUGCAAUGUUUUUAUGCUUUCCUAUCGAGGUUACGGAGCCAGUGAUGGAUACCCUUCUCAGCAUGGGAUCACAAAGGAUGCUCAGGCUGCACUGGAUCAUUUAGUUCAGAGGACCGAUAUUGACACAUCAAGAAUAGUAGUCUUUGGAAGGUCACUUGGAGGAGCUGUUGGUACUGUUCUUACCAAAAACAAUCCUGACAAGGUUGCUGGGCUCAUUUUGGAGAAUACUUUCACCUCUAUCCUGGAUAUGGCAGGAGUUCUCUUGCCAUUCUUGAAGUGGGUCAUUGGUGGCAGUGGCUCAAAGGGUUUCAAACUUCUUAACUUUGUUGUUCGAUCUCCAUGGAAUACCAUUGAUGUCAUUGGUGAGAUCAGGCAACCAAUCCUCUUCCUAUCUGGAUUACAAGAUGAGAUGGUUCCACCAUUCCACAUGCAGAUGUUGUAUGCAAAGGCAGCUGCACGCAACAGGCAAUGCUUAUUUGUGGAAUUUCCUAGUGGGAUGCACAUGGAUACCUGGUUGGCAGGUGGUGAUCAUUAUUGGAGGACAAUUCAGAAAUAUUUGGAAGAAACUGUCCCAGAGAAGAAGGAUGAUGAAUCAAAGAAGGAUUCGGAACUGUCCUCUAAGCAAAAGGGCUAAUUGUGGCUGUUUGGUUUGUGAUAUCAUUUGCAGUAUCUUCAGAGUUUGUUGCAAGCUGAAAUGUUGAGUUUCAGGCAGUUCAGUUGUAACUUUGGAUUCGAGGAUUCAAAUACGUUUCUUUUGAUGUUGCAGUGAUGAAGAGCAGUUUGUGAUAUCAAAGGAAUGGAAGUGCAUCCUUUCAAAUAUUUAUUCUUCUGAGGAUAUUUUUUGGUGUCCUAUUUUCAGAAGGGAAACAGAUGUGAAGGGUCUUCAUUUAUACUGCAUCUCACUAACAAUACUAGGGUGUCGAAAUAUAGGUCCAGCUGAGUCGUGUUGUAUGAAUAAGGAUUCAAACGUUUUGAUUGUAUGCCAAACGUAGAAUGGCAACUCUCUACCAGAGAGUGAUGACAGGCGGAAGACAUUCUUUCGUGUGAAUGGCUUACUCUUUAUUUUGGUGUGAUGAUUUUUCUU